Molecule: messenger RNA, 2341 nt
Organism: Pararge aegeria (speckled wood butterfly)
Lineage: Eukaryota; Metazoa; Arthropoda; Insecta; Lepidoptera; Nymphalidae
Gene: Adar
Product: double-stranded RNA-specific editase Adar
Exons: 20
Coding region: 212-2317 (701 amino acids)
Biological process (GO): RNA processing; adenosine to inosine editing
Cellular component (GO): nucleolus; cytoplasm
Molecular function (GO): double-stranded RNA adenosine deaminase activity; double-stranded RNA binding; tRNA-specific adenosine deaminase activity
Source: RefSeq, a predicted model, not a curated record
CUGCGGGUUUUUAAAUAAUCGUGUUUAUUAAAUUUAUUUGGUUAUUCUAAAGGUAAGGCCUUCAGGGGGACAGAGACGUGUCACGUUAUUAUACAAUUUAUUUAUUCCGUUAACUCUUUGUUUAAAGCGUGUGUUAUAAUAAUAGUGAAACCUCGAACCAUUUCUUUUAUAAAACACUUGAAAACGCCUAUUAUACUUAUUAGUACUGGACAUGGAUAAAAUCUUGGUUGCAGCCAGCAAUGGCUUGAGGAGAGAAGAACCUAAUUCAAGCGGAGUCAGUUUGUCAACGGAUGUGGCGAUGCCUUCACCCUCAAAGGCAGCUGCCAAGCGAAAGACUGACGGCUCGGAAGAUUGCCAACCACCGGCGAAAAAGCCCGCACCAACCAUCCGGGUCGAUGGCGGUUUCAAAUGGAACUUGCAGGCGCUUGCCAAGGCGGCGGACGCAGUGGGCUCAGGGGGCAAGUCCCCUGUCUCAGCCCUCAACGAGUUGGGACUGAAGGUCCACUACAGCAUCACGAAGCAGGAGGGACCAGCGCACUGCCCCAACUUCAAUGUGACGGUCACGGUCGCGAACAUGACGUUCCGGGGCGCGGGGCACAGCAAGCGCGAGGCCCGCGCGAGCGCGGCGAGAGCCUGCCUGGCGGCGCUGCUGGCCCGAGCGGGCCGCGUGUUGCCACAGCCUGGCCCGCCGCCCGACUUCACCAGCGACGACCCCGCCAAGUACACGAUUGCUGAUUUCCAGUGUUUGGAGGCGAGGGGAGUGCGGCCCACGGAUAACAAGAUAAUACCAAUGCCUAAUCUUUUUGGCCCCUCCGCGGUGUUGCCGACGGCCAAGAGCCCCAUCAACAUUCUGCACGAGCAGUACCCCGGACUCACCUUCAAGUGCACAUUCGGAGACGGCUCCCCUCUGGACUCCACGCAAGCGCCUGCGCAACUCAGCCACAGCAUGCGAUUCAAAGUGGUUUGCCAGAUCAAGGAUCAGCUGUUCGAGGGUUACGGGUCCAGCAAGAAGCUGGCCAAGCUGGCCACGGCGCGCGCGGCGCUGGGCGAGCUGUGCGAGCGCGGCGUGCUGGGCGCAGAGCUCGCGCCCGCCGAUGCACUGCCGCAGCUGCUGGCGGACCACGUCGCCAAGAUAGUGAACGAGAAGUUUAACGAGUUGAUGCGCGGAGACCUGGUGCACUCCAAGCGGAAAGUGUUAGCCGGCAUCGUGAUCACCGUCGAGAACAACAUCGAAUCCGCCAAGGUGAUAGCCGUGGCGACGGGCACCAAAUGCGUGUCCGGUGAACACAUAUCAGUGAGAGGACAGGCUGUCAACGACGGGCACGCGGAGGUGGUAGCCCGGCGUUGCCUACAGCGGUUUCUCUACUCGCAGUUGCUCUUGUACGCGAACGCUGAAGAUCCUACGAAAAUGAUCCCCGAGUCGGAAUUAGAACCGAUCCCCGGUGGGGGAUAUCAGAUGAAAGAGGACCGCCGAGUACACCUGUACGUGAGCACGGCGCCGUGCGGCGACGGCCGAAUAUUCAGUCCCCACGAAAACUACAAUCCGGAACCUGACCGACAUCCCAACAGGUUGGCGCGGGGCCAGCUCCGCACCAAGAUCGAGUCGGGGGAAGGAACUAUACCUGUGAAGAACAGUUCCAAUGUGGUGCAGACUUGGGACGGCCUGCUGCAGGGCGAGCGGCUCCUCACGAUGUCCUGCUCGGACAAGAUGGCGCGCUGGUGUGUUCUGGGGCUCCAGGGCGCGCUCCUAGGCCGCCUGCUCCGCCCCGUGUACCCGCACUCGCUCGUGCUGGGCUCGCUGCUGCACCAGCACCACAUGUACCGGGCGCUGUGCGGGCGCGUGGAGGCGCUGAUCUCGUCGCUCCCGCCGCCCUACCAGCUACGGCGGCCGCGCCUGGCGCGCGCUCUCAGCAUGGAGGCUCGUACGCCGGCGCGCGCGCCUUCCUUCAGCGUGUGCUGGGCCGUCACCGCGCCCAUGGCGGAGGUGAUCAACUCCACCACCGGCAAGCUGGAGAGCGGCCACCCGUCGCUGGUGUGCAAGCAGACCAUGUUCGCGCGGUGGCACCACCUCGUGCGCAGGCUGCCGCUGCUGGCACAGGACGAGGCCAGUCCGCCGCUACCAGGCCUCCCUGAUGACCUGGACCAUGUGCUGUACAGUGAAGCCAAGCUGUUGUGCUCGCCGUACCAGGAAGCCAAAGAAUGUCUCAUCAACGCCUUCGACCGCGCACAGCUCGGGAGAUGGAUCAAAAAGCCGGAAGAGCAGGACCAAUUUCAGUGCGAGAUACUUAACGCCGACCCGACCAUACUGUUCGCCUAGGCGGGCGGUGGUCACAGCAAUAAC